Messenger RNA from Stomoxys calcitrans (stable fly), 3748 nucleotides. RefSeq names its product sodium- and chloride-dependent GABA transporter ine (gene ine). Gene Ontology annotation, biological process: neurotransmitter transport; glial cell growth; sodium ion transmembrane transport. Lineage: Eukaryota; Metazoa; Arthropoda; Insecta; Diptera; Muscidae. Gene Ontology annotation, molecular function: neurotransmitter:sodium symporter activity; osmosensor activity. The record is from RefSeq and is a predicted model, not a curated record. Bases 182 to 3514 code for a protein of 1110 amino acids. The transcript is spliced from 13 exons. Gene Ontology annotation, cellular component: membrane.
UAUUAUUGGUGAUCAGUUGACAUUUGACAGCGCGUGCAACAACACGUUUCGUAAAAAUAUCAACGACGGCGGCGAAUGGCAUCGUUGUUUUGCCUAUUUUCAGAUAUAAAAUGAACGAAAAAUGCUUAUUUACCGACAAUAAUCUCUAAGAUACUCCAAAAAUAACCCAACUGAUAUCAAAAUGGAAACAAAUCCUGGCGACAAUCCCAGCCUUAACACACCUGUCGUAGACACAGAAGUACCCCAUACCAUGACAUCCAUGAAUACAACUGAAACCGAAUCAUCGAGGCCACAGGCUCAAUUUCUAUCGAAAACCGUUUCUUCACCCACUGCCCUUAGCUUGAAUGUCAAUCUGUCAAGUACUCCAACUUUAGGUAGCAUUGGCAAACAGGGUUCAAUCAACUUUCGCCAUAGUCUCCUGUAUGAUAGCGGAGCUGAAGGAUCUGAUGCCGAUGAUCAGGUGCGUCUAAUACGCACACCUUCGGUACGAUCACACAAGUUCAUAAUCAUACCUGCAACCUCACCUGCCCUGGGACAGCAAGCGAAAUUUCCCUCUGCCACAUCCACAUCUUCGUUGACGGCAUUGCAAAAACUACCACUGCGUUCCCCAACAAAUUCGAAUCUUGCUACACCUACAACCCCCACGUCGUCACUUACUGCCCGCACACCCCAUCAGCUGCUAUCACCAUUAACAAAGAACCCGGCAUUGUCGUUGUCGCGGUCGGAUGUCGUUUAUCAUCAUCCACAUGGUGGCAGUGGACAGGUGGCUGAGGCAUAUGGGGGAGCUGCAAGCGGCAGCACAAGUGCAAACCCGAGUGUUAAAUUUACAAUUGAGGAUUAUGAAUCGGAUAACGCCACCACCGAUGCCGCAGUGCAAACGGGAAUGGAGAUGAUGGGCACCAGUUCGGCCACACCAACAAGUGCACCAAUGGCGACGACUACGUCGGCCGUCGCUGCAUCAUCAUCAUCUACAUUAGAUGCAUUAUAUUCGUUCCAAAUGCCUGCAAUCAGUUCAAUUUACUCGGGCAUCAGCUCAACACAGCUAUUAACCGGUGGGACGGCGACAACAACCCAGCAACCAUCAUCACUGUCACCAGCCUUCUCAGCACAAGUGCCGGUGCCGGUAGCAGCGGCGCGGGCGACUAGGGCCUACUCCCCAUCUCCACGACCAGCCUCAGCAGUAUUCAGUAGCUCGUCUCCACCGAUCGGUUCCGCUGUUUCAUCGCCACUGGGAAUUGGUUUGCGUCCGCGUAACGAUCGCAACAGCAGUAUGCGUUCCGUGGUAUCAGCGUAUCUUUCAGACCCAAAUGAAUUGACGGUUAAUAGUCUCCUCCAACAAGAUGACUCAAGUUCCUAUUUAUUUCGUGAUUGUGUUGCCAAUCAAAUCUAUUCGGAUAUAACGUCUGUCAGAUCGUUGGCUUCAAUUGGUAUUGGAUCGACUGAUGGACGAAAAAUUGUGAUACGCCGAGUGCCGCAAACACCCACCGAUUUGUUGAAUAUUGUAAAUCCACCGACUCCGCAACUACCCGGCGUCGAUGACGAUGAUGACGAAAGCUAUAUGGAUAUGUCCGAUGAUUCGAAUAAUUUAAAACCCCGUCAACAACAUUGGGCCAGCAAAAUGCAAUUCGUGUUAGCCUGCAUUGGUUACUCCGUGGGUUUGGGCAAUGUGUGGCGUUUUCCAUAUAUGUGCUAUAAAAGCGGCGGAGGCGUUUUCUUGGUACCUUACUGUAUUAUACUGAUUAUCUGCAGUAUACCAUUGUUAUUUAUGGAAUUAUCUAUUGGCCAAUAUACGGGCAGAGGACCUAUAGGAGCAUUAGGACAAUUAUGUCCAUUAUUUAAAGGUGCUGGCCUGGCAAGUGUUGUAGUAUCAUUCCUAAUGUCCACCUAUUACAGCGUUAUCAUAGGCUAUUCAAUUUACUACUUCUUUACAUCGUUCAAAACUGACAUGCCAUGGGUGGAUUGUAGUAACCGUUGGAAUACUCCAGAUUGUUGGGUGCCACAGAGAGUGGAUGAUAAUAUGACAUCACAUGCAACUUCGAGGACACCUUCCGAAGAAUUUUUUGAAAACAAAGUAUUACAAAUAAGUCCAGGUAUUGAAUACCCAGGCUUAAUGAGGUGGGAAUUAUUUGCCUGCUUAAUCUGUGCUUGGCUGAUGGUAUAUUUUGCCACUUGGAAGUCUAUAAAAUCAUCAGCAAAGGUACGAUAUUUUACUGCCACUUUUCCCUUUUUCCUAAUCAUCGUUCUAAUGGGACGUGCGGUAACUUUGGAAGGUGCCGACGAUGGUUUACGCUACUUUUUCCGUCCUAAUUGGUCGGAAUUGAAAAAUGCCAAUGUGUGGAUUAAUGCUGCCUCCCAAAAUUUCAAUUCAUUGGGAAUUACAUUUGGCUCGAUGAUUUCUUUUGCCAGCUACAACAAGUACAACAACAAUAUAUUGCGCGAUACUGUGGCCGUUAGUGUGGUCAACAUUUUAACCAGUCUGCUAGUUGGUGUCUUUGCCUUUGCCACCUUAGGAAAUUUGGCUCUAGAGCAGAAUACAAAUGUUAAGGACGUCAUAGGCGAUGGACCGGGUUUGAUAUUUGUUGUCUAUCCACAGGCCAUGGCCAAAAUGCCCUAUGCCCAAUUGUGGGCGGUCAUGUUUUUCUUUAUGCUGUUAUGUUUGGGUCUAAAUUCACAGUUUGCGAUUGUUGAAGUAGUAGUUACUUCAAUACAGGAUGGUUUUCCAAAUUGGAUCAAGAAACAUUUGGGUUAUCAUGAGAUUGUAGUUCUUAUAGUUUCGGUUAUAUCAUUCCUUUUUGGAUUGCCGAAUUUAAUACAGGGUGGUAUUUAUUUCUUCCAACUUAUGGACCAUUAUGCUGCCUCAGUUACCAUCAUGUUUUUAGCCUUUUGUCAAAUGAUUGCAAUAGCCUGGUUUUAUGGCACCGGUAGACUCUCGAAAAAUGUUAAACAAAUGACUGGAAAAGCUCCUUCUCUUUAUUUGAAGUCAUGUUGGAUAUUGUUCGGACCUUGUUUGUUAUUUGCUAUUUGGAUAUUGAGUUUAAUCAACUAUAAAGAACCAACUUAUCAUAAUGGGCGUUACACAUAUCCUGACUGGGCCUAUGGUAUUGGUUGGAUGUUUGCAUCAUUCUCAUUGGUAUGCAUACCUGGUUACGCCAUUGUUAAUCUAUUCAAAGCCCAGGGUCGGGAUUUGCAAGAGCGUUUCCAAAGUGCUUUAAGACCCAAUAUUUAUGAGUGUAAAAUCUGUGGAGAGCACCACUGUGAGCAUGAUUAUCCAGAACAGGAACAAUACAUGUUAACGCAGGAGCUAGCAGGAAUUUACAAACCUGCCGCCCCAAUGCAAGCGCAACACACAGGAUUUCCCCUGAAUUCGGGCCAGAAGGCAGGAUAUAAUCCCAUGCAUUUGCAAGUGCAAAUAGAAAAACCACGAGAUAUAUCACCAGCAAAAGAGGAAAACGCUGAUGGGCCUUCAACUUCCGCACCAGCUAACGGCGGCGCUGUAGACAACCAAUAUAGAUGAUUUUUAGUAAAUUCAGAGCAAAUAUAAUAUUUAGGCAUUGAUUUUAAUUUCAUAUUUUCAUAGUAUACUUUUAGGCUUGGUUAACGAAAUUUCCAUUAAAGGAAAAUACCAGAUUUUGUUUUCUAAAUUUUUUAGAAAAAAAAACAAAUAAAAUGUUAGCUAUAAUAAUCAAAUGUGAGAUAUAAAAAUGUAUUGUUCAAAUUAGUAUUAUUUAAAUAAAAAACAUUAAAAAGA